This is a messenger RNA of Lactuca saligna, 1161 nucleotides long. Lineage: Eukaryota; Viridiplantae; Streptophyta; Magnoliopsida; Asterales; Asteraceae. The record is from the annotation of a GenBank genome assembly.
AUGUUCGUGGAUGCUAGGGUAAAUGGAGGAUACACCAAGGCAUUGGUAGAUACAGGUGCAUCCCAUAAUUUCCUUGCUGAAGAUGAAGCUAAGAAGUUGGGCAUCAAAUACACCAAAAUGCCAGGCCGUUUGAAAGUCGUCAACUCUUUAUCCAAGCCUAUCAUUGGUGUUGCAUAUGGAGUACCUCUUAAGAUAGCAGAAUGGGAAGGCACCAUAGACUUGAUAGUGGUGCAUAUGGAUGACUAUCGUAUGGUAUUCGGAAUGGAUUUUUUAGAAAAUGUACGACCCUGGUCAUUUGAGAGAGACGAUACCAUGCGUAUCACCAAGGGUUCAAUAAUUCACAUUGUACCCUUGAAGAGAAAUAUGAUUGGAUCCCGCAUGCUAUCAACUAUGCAACUCGACAAAGGUCUCAAGAAGAGUGAGAUAGAGUUUAUGACAACCUUGAAGGAGGAAGUUAUUCCCUUGAAGAUGGACAUUCCAAAGGAGAAUAAGAACAUGACGUCACCAGAGUUGCAUAAAAAGUCUCAUCUUAGACGAAAAAUGGAACAUGUGAUGGAGAAACUGGAUAAGGCGAAAAAGAAGAAAAACACAUUAAUCCGUAAGAGCAAAGUAGAAUUUCUCAACAGAGCAACAUCUAAACGAGAUGAGCAGAUCAAUAAGGGAUCACGUCAUAACAUGUUAAUAUUGUGGGAAUUUUCCAAAGCUUGUAAAAGGGACAACUCACAUGCUUACAAGUUUCUCAAAGGGAGGCAUAAGAAACUACACAAGACAGUUCAACAAAUUGAUCAGUUGAUCAACUUUCUUGAUUUCUUUCUUCGCCAUCUGGCUGGAAACUUCUUGCUUCUUUCUCUCUUCCAGUUGCUUGAUCUUAGUCCAAAUUUCGUUGUCUUGCUUAACGGGUCUUCUGGAUUGUAUCCGAUGCCUGUUAGAAUAUCACCAAUAUCCUUCCUACCCAUCAUCUCCUUUCUUUCAUCAUCACCUUGUUCUGGAGUCUGGUCUGCCAUUGGAGUGGGAGCAUUGCUACCUCUCAUCGCUUACUCUUCCCAAUUUUAUGAAUACAUCAUUGUUUACCUCUGUAUAUCAAAAGAGAUCGACUUAGGGUUUAAUUUUGGACUUGAAGAAAGUUGUCUUGCUGGAGACAUUUGGUGCACAUGGAUUUGA